AUGUUUCUUCCCAAAAAGCACUUGAAUUAUGUCAACCAUGAGAGUCAGGGACAAAUGCCGAGGCAAUGGCUGCCAUCUAUCCAAGAAAUAUUUGGAGAGACUUCUCUGGCGAUUCCGCCAGGACCAUCAUGUGCACUGCCUUAUCACACCAGGCAUGCCGCUCCACCGCCUUUGCCGGCUGUGUAUGAAAUUGACCAUUCAAACGAAGGGGCUCCGUCAAAUGAGCAAGGACUAUUAUUCAAAAUUCCAACAGUGGAGGGAUCUUUGGGCAUUAUCUCACCCAUCAAUGAGCUCCAGCAUCCUGUGGUCAUACGCCCGGAAAAUCCAUCCUUCCCUCCGAACGGUCGUUCGCGUAACGAAGGAUGUCGCCUUCCAAAGCACACGGAGCUAUCUAUACCUCAACCGGGUUCAUUGUCAUGCGAUCCCAUAGAUUUAGCACAGCCUUCCUUUGCCGAACCUCCAAAUAUGUUCCAUGAAAUUCCCAUCAGGAAAAUACCAAACGCGAUACCGCCUCAACCAGAGCAGUUAUGUCAGCCGGGAAAGCAAACACCAAGCUCUCUUGAUUUCACUCUGUCUUUUAAGCUGAUCGAGACAGUCAGCGCACGCGCCUUGGCGUUAGUGCGGUAUCACUCUGCAAUGAGUCAGUCAAACAACCAUCAAAAAUCCCUCCCUGGACCAUCCAUCACCGAGAUAAAUGGCCUCCUCAGUCUGGAGCAGCAAAAGCAGGAUGCCUUGAUUCAUAUUAGGGAUGAACUUAUGCGCUUCAACCAAAACCAAGCCUUAGCGCAGCAGAAUACUCGGGUAGCCACAUGUAUGGCGGAUGAGGCUGACCGAGGUCUUUGCCCAUCAGUCACUAAACAGAGCAAGACCCAUAAAGUCUCUAAAAAAAAAAGAGAAUGGCACGAGGUAAGUCAGAUGAAGCCUUUCUUGGUCUUAACAAAUAGCAUUUUAUUAACUCAACUGAAGGAUAGUGCUCUUCGUUGUCAUAGCUGCAACCGCUCUGAAACACCAGAAUGGCGUCGUGGUCCGGACGGCUCCCGAACUCUUUGUAACGCAUGUGGUCUACAUUAUGCAAAAUUGUCUCGACGAACGGGCAAAUUUGUGGCGUCGGGCGAUAUCGGCACUAGGGGAAAAACAUAG
Penicillium egyptiacum is the source of this 1140-nucleotide messenger RNA. Lineage: Eukaryota; Fungi; Ascomycota; Eurotiomycetes; Eurotiales; Aspergillaceae. The record is from the annotation of a GenBank genome assembly.